ACUGCAAAGACUGAUCACUUCGCUCCUGCGGGGUCUCAUCAGCGUCAAGCACAUAUCCAUAAUCAUGGACGGCAACAGGCGAUUCGCGAAGGAAAAGGGAGUCCACUCCUCUCUGGGGCACUACAUGGGAUCGAAAGCGCUCAUCCAAAUCAUAGAAAUAUGCAUUAGGUUGAACAUAAGGGUCCUGUCCGUCUUUUCGCUUUCCCUGCUGAAUUAUAACAGAAGCCCCGAAGAAAUACACUUCCUCUUUUAUCUAAAUCUCCUCAUUUUGAUUAACGAGGAGUUUUUCAUGAAUUUCAUAAGGGACAACAAAAUUAGAAUCAAAGUAAUUGGAAACCUUUCUUACAUCAGCGAAGCUUACAGAAAAAUUAUCUACGACAUUGAACAGAAGACGGAGCAGUUUGACAACCUUCUCCUGAACAUCUUCUUUUCCUACACCAGUAGAAACGAAAUGAGUCUGUGCAAAUUCAAUCCCAAUUUGUACUUCAAUACUUAUAAGAGCCUGCUGGAGGAGCGGGAAAUACUCUGUACUCCCUCCUCUACAUUAACAGAGCAGGACGACCCAGACAAAUGUGAUUAUUUAGAGAGCAUACUGAAGAAUGAAAGGAAUGACCCCUAUAAGUUGUUCGAGGUGGAGUGUAUAUGUGGAGGACGCUCUUUCCUAAAUCGGGAGCAAAUCAAAAUAGUCAAUUACCAUAAGAAGCUCCUCACUUGCAACCUGCCCCCUCCGAACAUUUUGAUACGGACGUCCGGCGAGAAGAGGCUGUCGGACUUUAUGCUAUACCAAAUUUCUGAAUUUACAGAAAUUUACUUCAUCAAUGAGUACUGGCCAAUGUUCAGCUUUUUGCAGUUCAUAUAUGUCAUCUUGCACUACACCAUUUUCCAGACAACGAAAUUGGAUUUUUCCUACUCCAAUCCGUGUCCACAC
Messenger RNA from Plasmodium coatneyi, 928 nucleotides. Its product is annotated as Dehydrodolichyl diphosphate synthetase. The transcript has 7 exons. Gene Ontology annotation, biological process: polyprenol biosynthetic process. Gene Ontology annotation, cellular component: endoplasmic reticulum. The annotation marks the transcript as partial. The record is from RefSeq and is a predicted model, not a curated record. NCBI's taxonomy places the organism in Eukaryota, Apicomplexa, Aconoidasida, Haemosporida, Plasmodiidae.